GCUGCCCCGGAUGUUAUCGCCUUCAUUUGUCCCUGGAAACAAAACUACAGUUAGCUGUUGUGCGGAUCACGGAGUGGCGUUUUCUGAAGCAUACUUUACCUCAUAAACGUUAAAAUGUCUGAAGUGGAGGAAACGCUGAAGAGAAUCCAGAGCCAGAAGGGCGUCCAGGGAAUUAUCGUCGUCAAUUCAGAAGGAAUCCCUAUCAAGACGACUCUGGACAACUCGAGUACGGUGCAGUACGCCGGACUUAUCCAUCACCUUGUGAUGAAGGCGAGGAGCACCGUGCGAGACAUCGACCCCCAGAACGACCUUACAUUCCUGCGUGUGCGCUCCAAGAAGAACGAGAUUAUGAUCGCUCCAGAUAAGGACUAUUUCUUGAUCGUAAUUCAGAACCCCUCUGCCUAAAACUGAAGGAUCUGCUGACCAGCUCUUUGCUUUUCAUUGCCUUUCAAUAUAUAUUUUUUUUUCCUUUGUUUACUAGAAGCUUUUUAUGCACUUCCUGUAAGAGAAGAGAAAGGCAAGAACUGAGGCUUGAUAAAACAAUAUCCAACACUUCACUGACAGAUGAACCAGACUGUUCAUCACUGUGUAGAGAAAUAUCUUUUUCCUUGUUUUUGCAUUCCAAAUAAUUUUCCUCUCUCAGCUCAAUGUUGUAUGUCUGGGAAGUAUUUGUCUGGGUUAAGAGGAGAGAAGCACACCUGUGUCAAACCCAUUUCUGAAGUUGGAAAAGAAAAGCUGGACCAGAACAUACAUCUGCAAGAUGCAGUGUAAUGUACGACAGUGUCCAACAGACAUUUUAAAGGUUUGUUUCUGUACCCAGGAAAAGUUGGGAUUAUUUAUUGUUGUCUUCAAUUUAGCAGUUGUGCAGUGAACUACACUACAAAGACUUCACUGCAUGUCAAGUCUACCUUUUGUUGGUUAAGUGUAACAAAGAUAAUAAAAAGUGAAAAUGGA
Messenger RNA from Melanotaenia boesemani (Boeseman's rainbowfish), 954 nucleotides. It is a transcript of the gene dynlrb1, whose product is annotated as dynein, light chain, roadblock-type 1. The record is from RefSeq and is a predicted model, not a curated record. Gene Ontology annotation, biological process: microtubule-based movement. The coding region runs from base 115 to 405 and encodes 96 amino acids. NCBI's taxonomy places the organism in Eukaryota, Metazoa, Chordata, Actinopteri, Atheriniformes, Melanotaeniidae. Gene Ontology annotation, molecular function: dynein intermediate chain binding. Gene Ontology annotation, cellular component: centrosome; cytoplasm; cytoplasmic dynein complex. The transcript has 4 exons.